AUGGAUUCCACCAAAAAAACAAUUGGUGCCAGCAAAUUCACAGAAGAGAAGCUUGGCCAGGCUGAGAAGACUGAGUUGGAUCCACACUUGGAGAACCUGAUCACUCGUGCCGACUCCACCAAGAAUUGGACUGAAAAGAUCUUAAAACAAACAGAGGUGCUACUGCAGCCCAAUCCAAGUGCUCGGAUCGAGGAGUUCAUCUAUGACAAGCUGGACAAGAAGCUUCCCUCCAGGACGACCAACGCGGAGCUGCUGGGUCAGUACAUGCUGGACGCCGCCAUCGAAUUCGGUUCAGACACGCCAUACGGCAAGACCCUGAUCACAGUAGCGGAAUACCAGAAGAGGCUCGGAGGAGCCGAGCGCGAGUUCCUCCACACUUCAGCCGUCACUUUCCUCUCACCUCUGCGCAACUUCCUGGAGGGAGACUGGAGGACCAUAUCAAGUCAGAGUGAUGUACUCGCUGCUGGAGGUCUUCAGGGUGAUGAUGUGUUGCACAGGUUUGCUGCAGGCACGCCUGAAAAAAGCAAGCUGGCAGAAGCCAAAGCGGCGGCUACACCUGAUUUUCAGGAGACUCGGCCUCGAAAUUAUGUUCUUUCUGCCAGUGCAUCAGCGCUGCUCAGUGAGGAAGUGGACAAAGCAGAACACGAGCUUCGCGUAGCCCAGACGGAGUUCGAUCGCCAGGCUGAGGUCACCAGGCUGCUGCUUGAAGGCAUCAGCAGCACACAUCUCAACCACCUGCGCUGUUUGCAGGACUUCGCUGAAGCUCAGGCCACAUACUACGCUCAGUGUCAUCACUACAUGCAGGACCUUCAGCGGGAGCUCAACAGAUGUGCUAAUGCUGUCAGUGCACCCCACUCCUCUGCCUCCGUCUGCCCCAACCCUGUGUCCCCCGCCUUUCUGUCUGGACCGGCAUCCUCCGGAGCCGCUGUCCCUGCCGCCUCCUCCUCAUCCAGCCAGAAGCCGGUCACGCUCGCCAUGGAGCAGUCACAGCUGCCCGUCACGGGUGCCAGGAAGGCCAGGGUCCUGUAUGAUUAUGAUGCCCACGACACCAGUGAGCUGUCAUUGUUGGCUGAUGAGCUCAUUACCGUCUACACCGUACCAGGAAUGGACCCCGACUGGCUGAUCGGAGAACGAGGAAACGAAAAGGGCAAAGUACCCGUCACCUACCUAGAACUGCUGAGCUAAUGGACCAAGCAACACACACACACACACACACACACACACACACACACACACACACACACACACACACACACACACACACACACACACCCCUGCAAAAACCUCUAUCCACCGUCACACAUGUGGACUGGGUAGACCUGCUGUUGGCCCCAGUUUGUGCUCCUUGUGUAUUGGUUCAGCUCACAGAGGGAACCCCUGCACUGACUUCUAUGCUAAUAACCCAGCACUGUUUGAAAAUGCUGUGCAGGUAUCUUCUAACCACCUGGAUAAAAUAAUAUAAAGAUUUAUCAAGGUGAGAUAGUGGAGAACUUAGUUAGCAAGCUCUAUCCAUAGACUGUAUCUGAUAAUUAGUGCCAAUUACCAGGCUAAUAAAUUCCCCCAGAGCUCAGAUGUUCUUGGACAGUCUUUUGAUACAAUUAACUCUACAGAAUGGCAAUAAUGAUACAGUUAUUUUAUUACAUUUUUCAGUUUAUUCAACUCAAAAAAGAAGAAAAAAGUUGAGUCAUUUAAAUUUGGACUUUUAUGAAGGAGCACAUAGAAAAGAAAAGGAGUGCUGAAAAACUAAAAUGAGCCUACACUUCAUUAUGACACAAAUUUUAUUUACACCAGAUGUUCUCGUAGCUCCUUUGUUAUGGUACAAAGGAGUUAGUGAAUGCUUUAAUCUCCACACAGCAUUUGUUGAGUAUCAAAAGCCAGUCCUGGUAACUUUCGAUUUCAGAUGAAAGCAAAAGCCUCUUUAGUAGGCACCAAUGUUUUGUGUGCUUAUGUCGACCAUGUGGAUGGGAGUCUUGAGGUUUUCAUGAUGAUCUCUGUAGGUGUCCUGCCAUUUCAAGAGAUUGAACCUAAUUCUGGAAAUACCUGCACAGCUACGGUAUUUUAAUUUUUAUGAGACCAGAGAAAUCAGUGUGACGGUCCCCUCUGUUAUACGCAGAGACCAAACUGCAGCUGGCUUCCCAUCUCCUGAUCUGAGGCUGUGUGAAAAAACUUAUGCAAAACUGCCUGUUUGACUCAUUUCUAGUAAUACUGAUGAUUAUCAGAAAGAAACCUGUGACUGUACGAGUCAGGUUAUGUUGAUGUGGCCUAUUACUUAGAUUUCCUCUUAUUUCGUAAUGUGUACACAGAGUGUAAUGAAGCGCACAGUUUGUUGACUGCGCAAACGUGUCUGUUGUUGUGUGGAAUCUUACACAGUUCUGGCAAAUACUCUGACAUCUGUGAAAACUUCAAAGACCCAGGCCUUGUUUGAUCCAUUAAAGAAAAAUUCCAUGCAAUAAUUAUUA
Messenger RNA from Maylandia zebra (zebra mbuna), 2459 nucleotides. The record is from RefSeq and is a predicted model, not a curated record. NCBI's taxonomy places the organism in Eukaryota, Metazoa, Chordata, Actinopteri, Cichliformes, Cichlidae.